GCCUCUUCAAAACAGGGCGCGCGAUUGUUUUCCUCCGGUCGGUUGCUUCCUUGCACUACUUUCCGUGGUUUUGCCUCAUUCUUCUCCAAGGGUUCCGCCGCUUAAUCGAGAUUAAUCAGAAAACACGCAUGCGCCCACAUAAAUAUUUUCGCCCGAAAAAAAGUUUUCCUGGCGGGAGAGGAGGCGCAUGCGCUUGUUUUGGCGGGGCAGGGUGUCCUGUUUGAAGGGCGAAGGGAAAGGGGCAGCCGAGAAAUGGCUACUGGAUUCGGGUCAUUGCUGCGCGAGUGCCCGCUCCUCCUGCCCCAGAACCGGGAAAAGAGUGUCUAUGAGGGCUUCGUCACCGCCCAGGGCAGAGACUUUCAUAUAAGGAUAUUGUUACCAGAGGAUCAUCAGUUGAAAAAUGCUAGGAUUCAGUGUAGCUGGCAUCUGAAAAAGUUGCUUCAUGGAUAUCAUCUGAUUUUAAAGCAGAGGUUGCAGCAUUCUUCAGAUCUAGUCAGUUUCAUGGUAGAGUUGAAGACUAUUUUGGAAGUUGCUUUGAAAAACACAGAAGAAUUGCAUGCGCAACCACCUCCACAAUAUUAUUCUGGCCUCAUCGGAGAUAUAGAAACUUUGGGAUGGAAUAAGGUUGUGUUUAUAGAUCCUGGUUUUAGUACCAUCAGGUUAAAAGCUGAAGACUCUUCUGGUCGGGAUCAUCAAAUCACUCUGAAAUUAAAUCCGAAGUAUCCCAGAGAGCCACCGGAUUGUCUUGUUGACUUACCAGUUGAGUUUUCUUUUUCCUGGACUCCCCACAGUUCGUUACUGAGCAUUCACAGUCAGUUCUUGGCAGCAUUAGAAUCACUGAAGGAGUUUUGGGAUGUUCUAGGUGAAGUUGAUGAGAAGACCUGGGUCCUUGAGCCAGAGAAACCCACAAGGAACUCCACAAGGCGAAGGAUUGCAAUUGGGAGCAACAUUUCCCUUAAUAUAGAGGUAGAUCCCAGACACCCCACCAUGCUUCCUGAGUGUUAUUUUCUUGGAGCUGACCAUGUGGUGAAUCCGUUAAAAAUCAAGCUGAAUAGCAACAUACACAUGUGGGAUCCAGAAAAUAGCUUAUUAAAAAAUUUAAAAGACAUUUUAGAAAUUGAUUUCCCAUCUCAAGAAGCUCUAGAAAAAACUGACUUCUCUAUGGACUGUGGGAUUUGCUACGCUUACCGUCUUGAUGGAGCUACUCCAGACCAAGUCUGUGAUGACUCUCAUUGUGGCCAACCUUUCCAUCAAGUUUGUUUAUAUGAGUGGUUACGUGGGCUCCCUUCAAGUCGACAAAGUUUUAAUGUCAUAUUUGGUGAAUGCCCAUAUUGUAAUAAGCAAAUCACACUGAAAAUAUCUACUAAGAAAAUCUGAAUACAACUGUCUGACUGCAUUUCCUGAGCACUUGCUGGAGAAGAUAUCAAAGGAAAUAGAGAGAAAGCAAUACUAAGAGGAGGAGGACAACAAUGGCCACAAUAUACUGAAACAGUUCUUCAUGCAGUCCUAUCUGAGAAGUGCUGCAUAUGGAAGAGCUGGUCAGAGUAUGAAUACAUUCUGGUUGAUAGACUGCUGAAUAUGUAACUCCGGUUUCUCUACAAUUUUCUUCAGCAUUCUGGAAAUAACUGCAGGAAUCUGUCCAGGGCAAUGGUUUUAUAUUGUCCUGAAGAAGAAGGCAAAAAACAUUACUGAUGGCAAUUUGACUAAGAGCAAAUGUUCAGUACUCUGUUGCUCGAGAGGUUGUUUAAACACUUUCCCCUUUGUUCUUAACUCAUAUUACCAAAGCUAACUAAUAACAGUAGCUGCUUCAUUUUCUUUUUUUUUUAAACAAUAAAUUAGAAUGAUCAAAAA
Molecule: messenger RNA, 1851 nt
Organism: Candoia aspera
Lineage: Eukaryota; Metazoa; Chordata; Lepidosauria; Squamata; Candoiidae
Gene: FANCL
Product: FA complementation group L
Exons: 14
Coding region: 253-1377 (374 amino acids)
Biological process (GO): protein monoubiquitination; interstrand cross-link repair
Cellular component (GO): Fanconi anaemia nuclear complex; nucleus
Molecular function (GO): ubiquitin protein ligase activity
Source: RefSeq, a predicted model, not a curated record